UUAUCUUUGAUUCUAUCAAUGAGAAUGGUAUUUAUCCAUUUGCAUAUAUAUAUAUAUAUAUUUACACGCUGUGAUAUUAUCCCUACUUUUCACCACCAACUCUCUGACCCUCUCUACAAACCAUAACCCCUAUUUCUUGCUUAUGAUCAGGAGCAAACACUGAUCUUCAUCUCCUUGAAAUCCCCAUUUCUCAUUUGAUAAAUGGACGUUUUGAAAAGACUCUCAGUUUCUGUUUUUCUUUGUUUUCUUUGCAUAAUAAGCAACAAUGGAGCUGAAGCUUCACACAAGUAUCAACCAGAGCUUGAGUCCCUUGGUGCUGUUCAAGUCAAGCAUGUCCACAGAACUGGGUUUCACUUCCAACCACCAAAGAAUUGGAUUAACGACCCAAAUGGACCAAUGCAUUAUAAGGGGGUAUACCAUCUCUUUUACCAGUACAAUCCAAAAGGUGCAGUGUGGGGCAACAUUGUGUGGGCCCAUUCAGUAUCAAAAGACAUGAUCAACUGGGAAGCGCUUGAUCCUGCAAUAUACCCUUCAAAGCCGUUUGAUAUCAAUGGAUGUUGGUCUGGGUCUUCCACCAUCCUCCCGGGUAACAAACCCAUAAUCCUAUACACCGGAAUUGAUCCCAACAAACGCCAGGUCCAAAACAUUGCCAUACCCGCAAACCUGUCCGACCCAUAUCUUCGCCAAUGGAUUAAACCCGAUUUCAACCCGAUUGUUGUCCCCGCCAUUGGUAUAAACUCCAGCCAAUUCCGUGACCCGACAACUGCUUGGUUUUACAAUGGGCAUUGGAAUAUCUUAGUGGGGAGUAGAAGGAAAGACAGAGGUAUGGCUUAUUUAUACAGAAGUAAGAAUUUCAAGUACUGGGUAAAGGCCCAACAUCCACUACACUCUUCCCCCAAUACGGGUAUGUGGGAAUGCCCCGACUUCUACCCGGUUUCAGUGAACAGCAAAAACGGGUUGGACACAUCUUUGAAUGGUCCAAGUGUUAAGCACGUUUUGAAAGCAAGCCUUGAUCUUACAAGGUAUGAAUUUUAUACAAUUGGAACAUACAAUCUUACCUUAGAUAAGUAUAAUCCAGACAGCGGCUUAGUGGAUGGUUGGGACGGGCUGAGAUAUGAUUAUGGAAAUUUUUAUGCAUCAAAGACAUUCUAUGAUCCUAUCAAGAAGAGAAGGAUCUUAUGGGGUUGGUCUAAUGAGUCUGAUUCACAGCAGGAUGAUAUUAAGAAAGGAUGGGCUGGAAUUCAGGCAAUUCCAAGGAAACUGUGGCUUGAUUCUAGUGGGAAACAACUGGUACAAUGGCCUAUUGAAGAAUUGGAUAUUUUAAGGGGCAAGAAAGUGGAGAAAAGUAAUGUAAAAUUGAACAAGGGAGAUAAUGUUGAAGUUAAUGGAAUUACUGCUGAGCAGGUUGAUGUGGAAGUUAUCUUCUCAUUUUCGAGCUUAGACAAAGCAGAGAAAUUUGAUCCCAGCUGGGUUAAUGCGCAAAAUCUAUGUGGUCAAAAAGGUUCAGAUGUUCAAGGUGGGGUUGGACCAUUUGGGCUAUUGACAUUGGCUUCAGAAAACCUAGAGGAAUUCACACCUGUCUUCUUUAGGAUCUUCAAGGCUCCAAACAAGCAUGUAGUUCUCUUGUGCUCCGAUGCAAGAAGGUCCUCUUUGGACAAAAAUCUGUAUAAAGCAUCAUUUGCAGGAUUUGUAGAUGUCAAUCUAUCUAACAAAAAGCUUUCUCUUCGUAGUUUGAUUGAUCAUUCUGUUGUGGAAAGUUUUGGAGCAGAAGGAAAAACAUGCAUCACAUCCAGAGUUUAUCCAACUCUAGCUGUUGAAGGUAAUGCUCACCUUUAUUUGUUCAACAAUGGGAGUGAGGUUAUUACUGUGGAGAAUCUUAACGCAUGGAGUAUGAAAAGUCCUCACAUGAAUUGAAACCGGAGUGCAAAAAUUAGGAGACAAAAUAGUACUUUUUUCGGCCAUGUGUUAUUAGACAAGCAGGAUGUCAGUUUUUGCUGAUGGGUGUGUUUGUAUAAAUGAAAGACCCAAGUUUCUAAUUUUCUGAGUAAUUUUGUUAUUUAACUUGGUAGAAACUUUGAUAUUGUUCCCCAAGUGAAAAAGAAAA
This is a messenger RNA of Ziziphus jujuba (common jujube), 2104 nucleotides long. RefSeq names its product beta-fructofuranosidase, insoluble isoenzyme 1. Lineage: Eukaryota; Viridiplantae; Streptophyta; Magnoliopsida; Rosales; Rhamnaceae. The record is from RefSeq and is a predicted model, not a curated record. The transcript has 7 exons. Gene Ontology annotation, molecular function: hydrolase activity, hydrolyzing O-glycosyl compounds. Gene Ontology annotation, biological process: carbohydrate metabolic process. The coding region runs from base 202 to 1914 and encodes 570 amino acids.